Messenger RNA from Echinostoma caproni, 516 nucleotides. The record is from the annotation of a GenBank genome assembly. NCBI's taxonomy places the organism in Eukaryota, Metazoa, Platyhelminthes, Trematoda, Plagiorchiida, Echinostomatidae.
CUUACUACCGAAAGAAAUCUGGACCCUAAUGAUCUAUUAAAUAUGAGGGAUUGUAACCUAGAUUGUCUCCCAGAGAACUACCAGAUGAAGUAUUACUUUUACCACGGGCUGUCUUGGCCUCAGCUGUCUUUUGUUGCUGAGACGGACGAUAAAGAAAUUGUGGGCUAUGUUCUUGCUAAGAUGGAAGAAAAUCCCGAGGACGUACCUUAUGGACAUAUUACUUCUUUGGCUGUCAAGCGGCCGUAUCGCCGUUUGGGAAUUGCCCAAACUCUAAUGAACUUAGCCUCACGUGCCAUGGUAGAAAAUUUCCAGGCGAGAUAUGUUUCUCUGCAUGUUCGAAAGAGUAACAGAGCUGCUUUAACUCUAUAUAAGAAAUCCCUUCAAUUUGUUGUUGCUGAUGUGGAGCCGAAGUAUUAUGCAGACGGCGAGGACGCCUACGCGAUGAAGCGCGACCUUAAAUCUAUAUGGGAUAAGGUAUAUCGCUUUGUCAUGAGUAAUGAUAUUUCUUCGAUUUAG